This is a messenger RNA of Pseudogymnoascus verrucosus, 768 nucleotides long. RefSeq lists its product as uncharacterized. Lineage: Eukaryota; Fungi; Ascomycota; Leotiomycetes; Thelebolales; Thelebolaceae. The transcript is spliced from 2 exons. The coding region runs from base 1 to 768 and encodes 255 amino acids. The record is from RefSeq and is a predicted model, not a curated record.
AUGCAUAUUCCCUUCCUCACUUUUGCGUUCGCCGCAGGCGUCGCUCUCAACCCCUUUCUCGCAUCAUGCGCCGAAAACUCUAAACAUCACCCCCUCCCCUCCAGUUUCGGCGUCCUCCUCUUCCCCGCAUUCGAGGCGCUCGAUGUCUUCGGACCCCUUGACGCCCUGAACCUCUUCUCCGCACAACGCCAACUAAAACUCUCCCUCAUCGCCCCAACCCUCGACCCCGUCUCCACCUCCCCCCGCAGCGCGGCCAUGAACCCCUUCAACUCCACCUUCUCAGAGUCCAUCCUCCCCACCCACACCUUCGACACUGCCCCGCCCCUUGACGUCCUCCUCAUCCCAGGGGGGAUCGGAACUCGCUCCCCAGACCCCUUCUUCGACGAGCAUCUCGCCUUCAUCCGCGAGCAGUUCCCCAAGGUCCGAUACCUAAUCACCGUCUGCACUGGUGCCUUCAUCGCCGCCAGAUCUGGUGUCCUCGAUGGCCGCAAUGCAACUACGAAUAAGCACGCCUGGGCCGAUGCACCAGUGUAUGGGCCCAAGGUAAAAUGGAUCGCGCAUGCGCGCUGGGUUGUUGAUGGUAAGGUGUGGAGCUCGGCGGGUGUGAGUGCUGGUAUUGAUGCUGUGCUUGGGUGGAUUGCAGAGGUGUAUGGGGUUGAUAUUGCAGAGGGGUUGACGCUAGAUAUGGAGUAUGAGAGGCAUGCGGAUCCGAGCUGGGAUCCGUUCGCGGAGCAUUAUAAUAUUACAGACCAUUUGCCGUCGUUGUAG